CCUCGCUGCCUCGCCUUGCCCCGCAGAUGACUACAAGGAGUUCGGCGUCAACUGCGAGAGGAUGGCGUCGGAGAUCGAAGACCAUAUCUUCCAGGAGCUGAAGAGCACGGACAUGAAGUACCGCAACCGGGUGCGGAGCAGGAUCAGCAACCUGAAGGACCCCAAGAACCCCAACCUGCGCAGGAACGUGCUGUGCGGGGCCAUCCCGCCCGGCCUCAUCGCACGCAUGACCGCCGAGGAGAUGGCCAGCGAUGAGCUGAAGGAGCUGCGCAACGCCAUGACCCAGGAGGCCAUCCGCGAGCACCAGAUGGCCAAGACGGGCGGCACCGUCACCGACCUCUUCCAGUGCGGCAAGUGCAAGAAGAAGAACUGCACCUACAACCAGGUGCAGACGCGCAGCGCCGACGAGCCCAUGACGACAUUCGUGCUGUGCAACGAGUGUGGGAACCGCUGGAAGUUCUGCUGAUGGCUCCCGGCGGGGCUGGAGGGGACACGGUGCGGAGGGGACGCGGUGACAGCACAUGGGAGGGUGGCAGCAGCCCCCCCCAGUUCCAUGGCACUGGGAUCCCACAAGCGUCCCAGCACCGGGCGGCUUUGCUGGGGGAGAUCCCAGUGAAUUCCAGCCCUUUGUACUGGGAGCACAGACACGUCCAGCGAGAAGACUGGUCGGAACUGGGCUGCGGAGGGAAGGGCAGGGGGCAGCCUGGGCUCACAUGGCUGGGGGGCAGGAGGGACGCUGCCCCACGGAUGUGGUGCUGGGAAAGGGCCCGGCUUCGCCCCCAAACUCUCCCCUUCCCCUCCCCUGACUGCAGCUGGCAGGGUGUGGGGGGAGAUGGAGUCGGUCGCGGCGGUGCCUGGGUGCCGGUGGGAUGUCACCGCGUCCCCCCGCUCUGUGCCACACGGGGUGUCCGGCUGGCGUCCCCGGGGAAGGGGAAGGGACGGGGGGAGAGGAGUGGGAAGAAAACCUCCAGCUACAGCAAUAAAGGCGUGAACUGUCACUGCA
This is a messenger RNA of Oxyura jamaicensis (ruddy duck), 1003 nucleotides long. RefSeq names its product transcription elongation factor A protein 3. The transcript has 5 exons. Gene Ontology annotation, molecular function: zinc ion binding; nucleic acid binding. Gene Ontology annotation, cellular component: nucleus. Bases 62 to 466 code for a protein of 134 amino acids. NCBI's taxonomy places the organism in Eukaryota, Metazoa, Chordata, Aves, Anseriformes, Anatidae. Gene Ontology annotation, biological process: DNA-templated transcription. The record is from RefSeq and is a predicted model, not a curated record.